AUCUCACACUCAGCCGCAAAUCAGGAGGGCAAAAGGAAAACAAUCUCAUUUUCCCGUACACCGCCCCCGCUGCCCUCCGAGCCGCCGACUUCAGAGAGUAAUUCUUCGUGCAUUUCGUUCUUUUUGCUCUCUGCCUUUGAAUCCAAUUGCUUCCACCAAACCAAUAGCUUAGUCUGUGAACCAUAGCAAAAUAGACCUGCCGGAUCCACAGUCUCCGGGAAGCAUCCGGGGCUAACUAGUUGUGUAGUCUUUCAGGGGGUUUGAGAUUUUCUUCUCCCACAGCUCGUAUUUGUCAAAGACACUCAGACUCAGGACCUUCUCGAAGCUUUUUCUUCCAAAAGCAGCGUUCAUCUCCGGCAGAAGCCAUCCUCUGCAGGCGUCUUCUCAUCACGGUGGAGAAUCAAGCGGCAUCUUUUUUUCUGUCCUUCUCACGCUGGAUUCCCCCGCUCCGUGGUUAAGAAGCAACUCCACGUCUUCCUCUCCACCUUACUUCUCGCGUACGAAUCUGGCUAACAACAGCUCCGGUUCUCUAAGGCGACAUCCGCAGGUGGAUUCAAAAUUAAUUGAACCAAGGAUUUAAGAGGAAAAAAGAUGUUCUCUUUUUAGAUUGACUGUUCAAAGGAGAACAGAGUAUUCCAAGAAUUUGAAGAUGAAUCUAGUCUUAAGAUUGAGGCAAUAUUUGCCAAAUGUUUUAUGCAAAAACCAGUUUCAACCGUCAAUGUUACUUGUGAACCCAUUCAAUGGGGUGACACGCAGUUUUAGUCAACCUGCAAAGAUAGAAGAAGAGGAGGAAGUGGAAUUUGACCAGAGGAGGCUUCCUGCUGAUUAUGAUCCUACAACUUUUGAUCCAACAGAGCAUCGUAGUCCUCCUACAGAGCGUGUUUUCAGGCUUGUAGAUGAAAUAACAGCCCUCACAUUGGCUGAAAUGGCAGAAUUGGGGGCCAUUAUAAUGAAGAAACGAGGAAUGACUGAGCCUCCUGUUGUUGGAGUUAUGAAGCCUGGAGCUGCUGCUGGAUUGGCAGGAAUGGCAGCAAAGGCAGGGGGAGCUGCAGCUGCAAAGGAGGAGAAGAAACCGGAGAAGACUGUUUUUGAGUUGAAGUUGGAGUCAUAUGAGGCAUCUUCAAAGAUUAAGAUCAUCAAGGAGGUUAGAAGUUUCACAGAUUUGGGUCUUAAGGAAGCAAAGGAUUUGGUGGAAAAGACAGCAGCUGUAUUGAAGAAGGGAGUGUCAAAGGAAGAGGGCGAGCGGAUUAUCGAGAAAAUGAAGGCACUUGGGGCCAAGGUCAUUUUGGAAUGAGGAAAGGAGACUGAUGGUAAUUUAUUUUUGUUUUGGAGUCUUUUGAACAAAAAAUCUUUACCAUCUAGGUUGACAUUGAGGAUUUCCUCUUAUCAUUGGUUACCAUCUUACUGGCUUUUGAUCUCUGGCCUUGUGAGACUGAAUUAUUACACGACAGUUGGCCACAUGGUUUGUUGAUUGAAUUGGAGGGAUGAAAAGAGUCCGUGGCACUAUUGUUCUUUAUUGUCAGGUUCAUGUAGUUUAAAUAAUUUAUCAAAAAAUAACAUGAGCGCCCUUUUCCUCUCUGAUAAGCGUCACAAGUUGACGCAGUUUUUGGCAUGGCGUCUCGGUUGGGGAUUGUAGUUCUCCAUGAUUAUUGUUCAUCUCGUUUGUAUCUUUUUCUUAGGCGUUUCACAUUUAAACUGGCAAUGAUUUUACACAACAUUUUGUUUUA
Molecule: messenger RNA, 1727 nt
Organism: Carica papaya (papaya)
Lineage: Eukaryota; Viridiplantae; Streptophyta; Magnoliopsida; Brassicales; Caricaceae
Product: ribosomal protein L7/L12 domain-containing protein
Biological process (GO): translation
Cellular component (GO): ribosome; mitochondrion
Molecular function (GO): mRNA binding; structural constituent of ribosome
Source: RefSeq, a predicted model, not a curated record